Messenger RNA from Sorghum bicolor (sorghum), 550 nucleotides. Its product is annotated as cysteine proteinase inhibitor. NCBI's taxonomy places the organism in Eukaryota, Viridiplantae, Streptophyta, Magnoliopsida, Poales, Poaceae. The record is from RefSeq and is a predicted model, not a curated record. Gene Ontology annotation, molecular function: cysteine-type endopeptidase inhibitor activity. The transcript is spliced from 4 exons. The coding region runs from base 1 to 489 and encodes 162 amino acids.
AUGGAGUCGAGGACAAGGAGCCGCGAUGGAAGCAUGUAUCUGGAUGCCGCGAUGGAGCGAUGGACCGAUGGUUUCCUGGACGACGGAGCGAUGCUUCCUCUUUCUCCCACUGCACAGCUGCUCAACUCCAGCAGCCAUGGCCAAGACGAAUGGCCUGUGGGGAUGGUGGACGACGUCCAGGACACACCGGCAGGGUGCGAGAAAGGCCUCGAGGCCAUCAAGCUCGUGUGCUUCACAAACGCAGAGCACAACGGCAAGACCAACGCGAUACUAAAGUUUGUGAGGUCGGUGAAGGUGAGGUAUCAGGUGGUGGCCGGGACCAUGCACCAGUUUACUGUCAAGGUGAAGGAGGCGGGCAGCACCAAGAAGCUGUACAAGGCCAAGGUGUGGGCGAUGUGGAAGAACUUCAAGCAGCUGCAAAUGCCGCAGUCACCUGACCUGAGGUCUUCUCAAGGAGGGCCUGAAGGAACAGGUGACCCGAGGCGCUGAAGUGGUGAAAUCAACGGCUCUCUACUUCCACAUCAAGAAGCUUCGGACGCGUACACAAGAG